AUGGUAAUUGGAGUUCUUGAGAUCCUCUUGAUACUGAUUUUUCUUUAUAUAGCUCGCAAAGACUCGGCUACAUCUGCAAAAAGUUACUACCCCAUAGCAUCAGGGUUCAAAAGAUUCACAUACGCUGAGCUGAAAACUGCAACAAGCAAUUUCAAGGAAGAGAUAGGAAGAGGUGGUGCUGGUGUGGUUUAUAAAGGGAAAUUAUCUGAUGAUAGAAUAGCCGCAAUAAAGGUGUUAAAGGAGGUUAAUCAUCAAGGAGAAGCUGCUUUUCAAGCAGAAAUAAGCACAAUUGGAAGGCUAAAUCAUAUGAAUUUGAUAGAGACUUUGGGUUAUUGUAUUGAAGGGAAACAUAGGCUAGUGGUUUAUGAGUAUAUGGAGAAUGGGUCCUUAGCAACCAGCUUGAAUUCUAACAAACUUAAUUGGGGAAAGAAGUUCGAUAUAGCAAUUGGUACUGCAAAAGGGCUGGCCUAUUUACAUGAAGAGUGUUUGGAAUGGGUUUUGCAUUGUGAUGUCAAACCCCAUAACAUUUUGUUAGAUGCUGAUUACAAUCCAAAGGUGGCUGAUUUCGGGUUGUCCAAGCUGUUCGAUAGAGGUGAGAAUGAGACUUCAAGCUUUUCAAGGAUUCGAGGUACACGAGGUUACAUGGCUCCAGAAUGGGUGUUCAAUCUUCCGAUCACCUCAAAAGUCGAUGUCUAUAGUUAUGGAGUCGUGAUACUUGAAAUGGUCACCGGAAAGAGCCCACUGCAAAUGGUGCAACUUGGUGUUGAUAGUGGUAGAGACCAAACGUUGGUUGAGUGGGUGAGGGAGAAGAUUCGUGAACAUAUUGGAAGCCAAAAUGGAACAUGGAUUGGGGAAAUUGUUGAUAGUAGGACGAGUGGUGAAUACGAUACGGGAAUGUUGAUUAAUCUUGUGAAAGUUGCUUUACAAUGUGCUGAAGAAGAUAAAGAUGCAAGACCUUCAAUGAGCCAAGUAGUCAAUAUCCUCCUCCACCCUGGGAGUCAUAAUAGUCAUGAUAUGAAUGAAGCUUCGGUCAGUAGUAUAUAUAAUAAGGUAUCAUCAUCAACAUGA
This is a messenger RNA of Lactuca saligna, 1068 nucleotides long. Lineage: Eukaryota; Viridiplantae; Streptophyta; Magnoliopsida; Asterales; Asteraceae. The record is from the annotation of a GenBank genome assembly.